Ramularia collo-cygni is the source of this 960-nucleotide messenger RNA. RefSeq names its product related to COX15-cytochrome oxidase assembly factor. NCBI's taxonomy places the organism in Eukaryota, Fungi, Ascomycota, Dothideomycetes, Mycosphaerellales, Mycosphaerellaceae. The transcript has a single exon. Gene Ontology annotation, biological process: heme A biosynthetic process. The record is from RefSeq and is a predicted model, not a curated record. Gene Ontology annotation, molecular function: oxidoreductase activity, acting on NAD(P)H, heme protein as acceptor. The coding region runs from base 1 to 960 and encodes 319 amino acids. Gene Ontology annotation, cellular component: mitochondrial inner membrane.
AUGUUGAACAGUCGAAUGAAUCUGGAAGAGUUCAAGCAAAUUUACUGGAUGGAAUGGGGGCAUAGGCUGUGGGGACGAGUCGUUGGCAUUACAUUCCUCCUGCCGACAGCCUACUUUUUCGCCCGGAGGAAGGUCAGUCCGAUGAUGGCAACAAGACUUGUGGGAAUCUGCGGCUUGAUUGGAUUCCAAGGAGUAAUUGGCUGGUGGAUGGUCAAGAGUGGACUCAAGGACGAUCUGUUUGACACAGGGAGUCAUCCUCGAGUGAGCCAGUACCGACUUGCUGCGCAUCUAGGGACUGCCUUUGUCGCAUACUUGGCCAUGCUGUCCAACGGUCUCUACAUUCUACGAGAAAACAAAAUGCUGAAGAAUCCCGCCGAGGCUGCCAAGUUGCUCGAGACGCUUCAAAGCCCUGCACUGAAGCCUUUUAGACGAAUGGUUGGAGCACUCUCGGUUCUUGUCUACGUAACAGCAAUGUCCGGAGCGCUGGUCGCUGGUUUGGACGCCGGUUUGAUCUACAACGACUUCCCAUGGAUGGGACAAGGCUUGCUUCCACCAAAGCAGGAAAUGCUCGAUCCCUUCUACUCCCACACGCCCGAUCAGAGCGAUUUAGUUUGGCGAAACAUGCUGGAGAACCCCGUGCUUUGUCAGGUUGAUCACAAAGCGCUGGCAACCACCACCUUCACCUCCAUCAUCGCUCUCUGGGUAUACAGCCGGACACGAAGGAGCCUACCAAAAGCAGCGAAGACUAGCAUGUUAGGCGUGGUUCAUUUGGCCACUCUGCAAGUCGCUCUUGGAAUUACAACAUUGUGGUACUUGGUCCCUACAGCGCUUGGAAGCGCACAUCAAGCAGGUGCAUUGGCACUGCUUAGCGGAGUGUUUCUACUUCGCAGCCGUGUCCACGUCUCAAAGCGAACGUUGAAGCUGGUUCAGCAGGCUGUGGCCAAGGGUUCUCGUGCUUGA